This is a messenger RNA of Plenodomus lingam JN3, 783 nucleotides long. NCBI's taxonomy places the organism in Eukaryota, Fungi, Ascomycota, Dothideomycetes, Pleosporales, Leptosphaeriaceae. The record is from RefSeq and is a predicted model, not a curated record.
AUGGUUUCGACAUGGACAGCGCUGUUGCUUUCCGGAAUCGCAGCCCUGCAGGUACAAGCGCAAACAGUGCCCACCCCCACCGAUCUUGUGGGUACGUGGAACAGCAAGGCGAACUCGACAUCGACCGGCCCUGACUUCUACAACCCCGUCGAGGAGAGGUUCACAGAACCAAAGCAUCCAGGAAUCAGCUACUCUUUUUCCGCAGACGGCCACUUUGAGGAGGCAUACUACCGAGCCAUUGCGAACCCACAAAACCCAAAGUGUCCCAAAGGCAUAAUACAAUGGCAGCACGGCUCCUUCGAGAAACUCGCGAACGGCUCUCUAGUCCUAUCUCCGAUCAAAGUGGACGGCCGACAACUCUUCUCUGACCCAUGUUCAUUCAAGAACGCAAUCUACACACGCUACAACGCGAGCGAGCUAUUCGAGGUACUAUUCCUUCCUCGUGCUCACGCAAAGAUCAGUUCGCUAAUGAAUCAUCAGCGCUACGAAGUACUCACAGACCCUUACCACAAGAUCCCUCGCCUGAACCUCUACAAGUUCGACGGCUCACCCAUCAUGCCUCUCUACCUCGCCCAGUCGCCCCCCAAAAUGCUCCCGACAACCACCCUCAACCCGCUCACCACUGCAACCUCGAAGCCCGGCAAAGUCAAGCGCGGAGAGCUGCCCAGCCCCCAAGACGUGCUCUUCAAGAGAUCAACAACCGGAGCAUACCGCGCCGACAAUUGGUGGUGGUUUGGCGUCCUCAUGACCGCAAGUGGUAGCAUACUGUACUUGUUCUUCUGA